This is a messenger RNA of Gilbertella persicaria, 963 nucleotides long. RefSeq lists its product as uncharacterized. The record is from RefSeq and is a predicted model, not a curated record. Lineage: Eukaryota; Fungi; Mucoromycota; Mucoromycetes; Mucorales; Choanephoraceae. The transcript is spliced from 2 exons. Bases 1 to 963 code for a protein of 320 amino acids.
AUGAGACAUUUAUUUGAUCACCGUAAAGAACACAAGACGCUUAAACUUGCAAAGAAACUUCAAGAAGAAGCCGAUAGAGAAUGGGAACAAGAAACUGCCAAAAGAAGAGAGCAAGAACUCAACGAUGAAGCUAUUGCAAAAGCACUACAAGCACAAUUAGAACAAGAACAACAGUCUCCCAUACACAAUGUACCUCCUCCUUUACCGACAAAACCAAGAGCUUAUGCUUCUCCUCCUCAAGGCAUGGCACCUUAUCAUUCCUCUACACAGCCUGCUUUGCCACCAAGACAGCCUUAUAGACCAGAAUUACAGAUCAGUUCACCUAGUCCUGUAUUUCAUACACCUCUCAUUGCUUUGAAUUCACAGACCUAUCCAACGAGUCCGCCUCCUAUUACCAUGCCUGUGCCUACUUUUAAACAAGAAACACCUAUCCUUCAUCAUCCUGAACCCAUCAUGCUUCCACUACAAUCCCCACCUCCUUUAGACACACCCUCUAUAACACAGCCGCCCCUUCCUUUAAACACAACCUCUAUAACACAUCCAGCCGUUCCUUAUUCAACAAAUAAUCCAUAUCGUGUCCCUAUCAAACCCAAAUUUUCUGAUUCUGUAUUGUCAUUCAAACCCAAUGAAGAAGACCAUCCAGUACCUAAAAGACCGCCUACACCACUUGGAUCAGCUACAAUUGAAUUAAGUCAAUUUUCUGAUGACAAUGAUGAGGAACAAGAAGAAGAAGAAGAAGAAGAUACAGCUGUAGAUCCCUUUGCAGAUAUAUACGAUAUUCAUAUCCCUCAAGACCCUCUUGCGACUACAGCCAUUUUAAAAAGAAAAGAAUCAAAAGAGGCUAUUGAACAAACCAUACGUACAUAUCAAGAAAAAGAAAGCCUUGAAUCUGAUUCAGUCAGAGUAUAUCCAACUAAAAUACUAAAAGCAGGCGCACCUCCCAUCUUGUCUUUUACAAAAUAA